UGUGUGGAUGUAGGAUGUGUUGUGGAUGUACGAUGUACGGUGUGUAUGGCUGUACGAUGUGUCGUGUAUUUACGAUGUGUCGGUUGUCUCUGUUUCAGAUGAUGUGAAUGAAGAUGUGGAGGUCGCAGAAACGUGCGCCCUAGAGCUGGUAGAGAAGCCUCUCGUGAAAACUGAAACGACUCGCGGCCAGCAGAGCAGCUGGAAACCAUCAUGGAAGUUUGACGUCCAUUUGAGUCCAGACUCAACCACGGACAGAUCCCCGUCACUGCUCCCACGGCUCAAACGCUUUUCAGUGGACGAUUCUGAUCACAAGGCGAAGAGGAAGAAGGAGGGAAGUGAGCACGAGGAAAAACGAGGAAAACAACCACAACCUGAGCUAAUCAAACGCAGCGAGUCACCUCUAAGUCAUCCGAGCAUCAAAAAGGAGCCAGAGGACGGCAGCCAGCUUCCAAACAGGACCUCAGGCCAAAGGUCAAACGUUUCCUGUGUCAGUCCUGCUUUUAAGAAGCCACUCGCUCGAGGAGACACCAUCAAGGACGUCGUUGCUGAUAGGAAACUCAAAGUGGAGCCGAUGUGGAGCAUGGACCCGGCGCUCGCUCUGUCCAUGUACGACAGCGAGGGGAGAGGAGACGAGAUUGAGGAGGAGGAGGAGGAGGAGGGGGGUUCUGCAGAGCUGGCGGACACAGACGUCACCUGGAUCAGCCACAGCGCGCUGCAGAGACGAGACGGAGCAGACAGUGUGUCCGGACUGGGGGAGAAGGCCAACGACAGUCUGGACAUGAUGUUUGACACGACAGCUUACGGAGAGUACCGAUCCUUCAACACCUCCCGCUCAGGUCCGAGCCAGCCGCGUGAGGACGACGGGGACGAAGCAGCAGGAGGAGACAAGGAGGAGGAUGAUGAUGAUCCUGACGAGACCUGCGUGAGUCAGAUGAAGGGGAACAAAGUGAACAGCCGCCCCACGUUCGCUCACGUCGCUGUGAUCCGUAAGAAGGACGAGAGGAGGAAGCUGAAGGGCGCCACCUGUAAAGAAUGUGAAGUAUACUACGCUCACCUCCCGGAGGACGAGAAGCAGAAGAAGCUGUCUUCGUGUUCCCGGCACCGCUUCCUGUACAUCCCCCCGUGUACUCCAGAAAACUUCUGGGAAGUCGGAUUCCCAUCUACUCAAACGUGCAUUGACCGAGGGUACGUCCACGAGGAGAAGAAACCUGAGGCUCGCACUCGGAGGAGACAACCGUUCAACGCUUUAUUCUCCCCGAAGAGGAGCCAUCAGGACAGCGACAACAGCUUCUCUCUGUAGGACUGAAGUCAAGGUGACACCAAGGUUAGACCUGUGGGUCUGAUGCACAGAGGGUUUGAAGGCUCAGUGCUCACGCUGCUUUUAGAGGUCAAGAAGAAGAAGGAGACGUUUGUGGAUCAAUAAAAGUGAACGUGAAUGACCAGCGAUGUCUGUUCUUUAAGAAACACACCGAGCAUGAGACGACGUUCACAACGUUUAUUUGGUAAGCAGAUUAUCACAAAAUAAAGCUUUAGUAGAAAGAAUCUCUUGAGGGGGGGCAGGGGCGAGCUGCAGGUUGGUCAUCUGGUCUGAGAGUCUGCAUCAGAAUAAAGCAGCAGAGCUCCUCCCAUGUGACUGACGAGCACACUGCCAACACACAGGACAAUACGUGUUAACCAAUGACAUCAUCAAGAUAUAAAACAAACGGGAGAGACACGCACCAGAUCAGAGACGGAGUGUUGACGUCCAUGUGGAAGAUAAACGGAGAGAGACACACGGCAGAAACCUGGGGGGGAAGAGAAGGAGAACAGUUAUUACUCAAACCCUUGCUCCUCUCCAGCUCCGCCAUAGCUCCGCCCUCUUUCACGCAAGAUGUUUUUGUGUGCAGGAGUUUACCUGCAAUCUUUAAAAUAAUAAAUUAUCUAACAUUG
Labrus bergylta (ballan wrasse) is the source of this 1929-nucleotide messenger RNA. The record is from RefSeq and is a predicted model, not a curated record. Lineage: Eukaryota; Metazoa; Chordata; Actinopteri; Labriformes; Labridae.